This is a messenger RNA of Anopheles darlingi, 1124 nucleotides long. RefSeq names its product NAD-dependent protein deacetylase Sirt6 (gene Sirt6). Gene Ontology annotation, molecular function: NAD+ binding. Lineage: Eukaryota; Metazoa; Arthropoda; Insecta; Diptera; Culicidae. The record is from RefSeq and is a predicted model, not a curated record. The transcript is spliced from 3 exons. Bases 63 to 1124 code for a protein of 353 amino acids.
GUGAGUUCAAGCUGGGUUUCUUAAAUCCAUCACAUCAAAAUAAACAAAUAAAUUGAAUCCGGAUGUCCUGUAAUUAUGCAGAGGGACUUUCGAAGUAUGAAAACAAGGGAGUUCUCGGUGUACCGGAGAUCUUCGACACGGACGAGCUGGUUGAACAAAAGUGUGAGCAACUCGCCGGAAUGAUGUUAGCUUCUGGCCAUACUGUGAUACACACUGGAGCGGGGGUCAGCACGAGCGCAGGCAUACCAGAUUUCCGAGGACCGAAAGGAGUGUGGACGCUUGAGGAGAGAGGCGAAAAGCCUUCGGUAAACGUUGCAUUCGAGGAAGCCAUCCCCACAAAGACGCACAUGGCACUGAAGGCACUAGUGGCUGCAGGCCAGGUGCAGUACGUAGUCAGCCAAAAUAUUGACGGACUGCAUCUCCGUUCCGGACUGGCCAGGGACUAUCUAUCGGAGCUGCAUGGCAACAUGUUUGUCGAGACUUGCAUCAAGUGUCGCAGACAGUACGUUCGAAGCAGCCCUGCACCAACGGUCGGCAAGAAGCUCACCGGUAACGUGUGCCACGGUACCGGCAAGAACCGCUCGUGUCGCGGGGGUCAUUUGGUCGAUAACAUUUUGGACUGGGAACACGAUCUUCCGGAAAACGAUCUACAACUUGCUUUCAUGCACUCGGCCAUGGCAGAAUUAAACAUUUGCCUCGGCACAACGCUGCAAAUCGUGCCAAGUGGUGAUUUGCCAUUGAAAAACAAGAAAUAUGGAGGAAAGCUGGUUAUUUGUAAUUUACAACCCACCAAACACGAUAAAAAAGCAGAUCUGAAAAUAUCUACCUACGUCGAUACCGUGCUGGAAAAGGUGUGCAAACGGCUCGGAGUAGAAAUCUCUCCAUAUCGUCCAGAGGACGAUCCUACCAAGCACGUUCCAUGCAGUUUGGAAUGGGGCAUUCCCAGCGGAGCGGUGAAAAAAGUAGAUAAACUAUACGAUAAGAUGUUGAAAACGAAGGGCAAACCGUUGAAACAUGCACUGGGCUCUGUUCAUGCUGAUGAUAAGCAAGAAUUGAAACAGAAUUGUAAAAAAUUGAAAAAGGAUCCCGUGCAGGAUGAAAUGAAAAAAGAGAGCUCCCCUUGA